Molecule: messenger RNA, 2502 nt
Organism: Onthophagus taurus
Lineage: Eukaryota; Metazoa; Arthropoda; Insecta; Coleoptera; Scarabaeidae
Source: RefSeq, a predicted model, not a curated record
AUGAAAAUUCGCGCGAGGACUCGAAUUAUUUCUCUACAUCAAAGCAAUCUCAACUUUACCAAAGAAAAUAUCACCGUGGUAUUAACCAAACCGGAAAUAAAAUCGUUAACGAUAAAAAGGGUUGAUUACACUCCAUCGAGUGAUUUAUACAAGAUCACUUUAACAAAAAAAUUACAAGAAAAUGAUUUAAUUGAUAUCACCAUCGAUUAUUUAGGGGGAUUUGGGGAAAAUCAAGGAUUUUACAAAUCUAAAUAUAUCGAUGAGUAUGGAACUGAAAGAAUACUUGGAUUGACGCAAUUUCAACCGAUUUAUGCAAGAAGUGUUUUCCCCUGUAUCGAUCAACCGGAUAUGAAGGCACUUUUUACUAUCAAUAUCAUAAGAUCGUCGACUUAUUCAUCGAUUUCAAAUACACCUUUAGAAUCGUCCAAAAAAAUUGGGGGUGAUUUAUAUCAAGAUACUUUUAAACCAACACCAUCACGUUUACCACCUCACUUGAUCGGUUUUGUUAUCUCCCAAUUAAAAAUUUGUUAUAUGGAAAAAAUUGAUUAUGUAGCGCUUCCAGAUAAAUUUUUUCAACCUGGAAUUGUGGAUAAUUUUGGUUUGGUUUUUCUUAACGAAGAAUUAAUGUUUUAUAAUGAUCAAUUAAACAGUCCCCUUCAAAAACAAUCAACAUUAUUAGCGAUUACACACGAACUCGUUAAUCAAUGGUUCGGACAUAGCGUUAUUGCAAAUUGGUGGGAUAAUAUAUGGUUAAAUAAAGCCAUUGAUACAUUUUUGGAAUAUUAUUUUGCAAAUGAAGUUGAUCCCGAUAUGUAUUUAAUGAACCAAUUUGUAAAUAGAGUACAUCAAAAAGGAUUGGAAUUGGAUUCUGAUAUAAACACAAAAUCUUUAAGCUCUCCCAUUGGAAGUUUCAACGAAAUCGAAAAGCUAUCUCACUCUUUAACACACUAUAAAGGAGCUGCGUUAAUGAGAAUGAUCAGUAAUUUUAUUACCAACGAUGUGUUUAAUUGCGCCCUUCACAUGCACAUGAAAAAUAAUUAUUAUUGGGGAGCAACUUAUCACAAUUUUUUGAGCUCUAUCGAGAAUUGUGUGAAUAAGUUAUCGAAUUAUAAAAAAAGAUCUCUUGGUUUUGAUGAAAAUAAGGUUUUACUUCAAACUGUUAUGAAUCGAUGGUUUUUUAAUGUUGGUUAUCCAGUGGUAACUGUAGAGAGAGACGAAGAUAAUAAUGUUAUUCUAUCGCAAGAUCGAUUUUUAUCAAAUAUUCCAAUAUCAAAAGAUGAAACAUUGUGGCCAAUUCCAAUAAAUUUCGCCACUUUUGAUAAAUUAAGUUUUACUGAAACGAAACCCCAGUUUUGGUUAACAUCUCGUAUUGAAAAAUUGGUUUUCAACAACGUUAACGUAAAUUUAUCGCAAUCGAUAAUUUUGAAUAAACAAUCAACGGGUUUUUAUAGAGUGAAUUAUGACGAGAAAAACUGGAACGAUAUAAUCGGAUUAUUUAAAUCGUUAAAAGAAGAUGUUGAGAGAAUUGACGUUUUGAAUAGAGCCCAGUUUAUCGAUGAUUCUUUCAAUUUAGCCAGAUCUGGAAGGCUCAAUUAUACAAUUCCGUUUAGACUCGCGUUGUAUUUACAAAAUGAAACAAAAUCGAUUCCUUUUACAUCGUUUUUUAAUGUUAUUGGGCCUAUUGAUAAAUUAAUGGGUAAUUGCGAGAAUUAUAACAACUUUGGGAGUUAUAUUAAAGCAGUUUUAAAGAAGCCUUAUCGUAGAUUGAAAGAAUUAAAUCUUAAAGCUCACACCGUACAAUUUACUUUCGACAAUGUAAUUUAUUGGUUAGGUCGAGUUAUGGGCAGAGAAUGCAUCACCGAUGCUCAUAACCUAUUUAUGAAUACCAAUAUAACUAAUAUUCCACCUUAUCAACAAAGACAAAUUUAUUGUGGUGCUAUGAGAAAACCGAUUAGAUUAAGUUUUAAAAUAGAAAAAUUAUAUAGCAUAUUAGAUAACGAAAAUAUUGAUAAACAACAAAAAGAGAGAGCUCUCGAAGGAUUAGCUUGCUCAUUGAGAGGAAAUUUCUUAUGGGAAUUAUUAACACAAACAAUAAACGAAGAAAAUGAAUACAUUUCACAUCAUAAAGAGGACGUUUUUUAUACUGUUUUAUCAUCUAGUAAUAUUGGUUUAAACGUAGUGGUAAAAUUCAUCGUUGAGAAUUUCAAUAUUAUUAAAGCAACGUUUGGAAAAAGCGUUGGUAAAUUACUGGAAAAUAUAGCUUUAAAUAACGCUAAUAGAAAUCACGCAUUGUUGUUAAGUAGAAUUGAUGACGACGAAUAUUACGAGGACGUUGUAAAAGCCAUUAAUACAAUUACAGAAAACGAAAAGUUUUACAACGAAAAACUUCGAGUGCAUUGUCAACGAUUUCUUGAAUUAUAUCCUAGAAGUUCUAGUUUUGUCUGUUAUAUCUCUUUUGAAGGGAUGAUUAUUAUAGUUAUGUUUGUAUUUAUGAUUUCAUAA